Messenger RNA from Wallemia ichthyophaga EXF-994, 390 nucleotides. RefSeq names its product Cytochrome b-c1 complex subunit 7. The transcript is spliced from 5 exons. The record is from RefSeq and is a predicted model, not a curated record. Gene Ontology annotation, biological process: mitochondrial electron transport, ubiquinol to cytochrome c. NCBI's taxonomy places the organism in Eukaryota, Fungi, Basidiomycota, Wallemiomycetes, Wallemiales, Wallemiaceae. Bases 1 to 390 code for a protein of 129 amino acids.
AUGGUCAACCCUUUGAAAAUCAGUCUCGCACCUUACAUUAAAGGUGGCCUUAGAAAAUCACUUGAACCAAUUGCUAAGGGCUAUUUAAACCUUGCUGGCUUCAAGCAAGUCGGCUUGAGAUAUGACGAUCUCAUUCAAGAGGAAAACGAUCAAAUGCAAAAAGUACUCGGUCGUCUCUCACCAAGAGAGGAAUAUGACAGAGUUUGGAGAUUAAGAAGAGCCAUUAACCAAUCCAUCCAACACAAAGAUUUACCUGCUGAGCAAUGGUCUGAGGAAGACUCAUCACAACAGCGUUACCUCACUGAUAGAAUUGUCCAAGUCACGAACGAGUACACUGAAAGAGAGUUGUUAGAUAACCCAGAGUUUAAAAUUGAACCAAAGCACCAUUAA